UCCUGUCCCUGUCCCCUGGCACGACAAGCCUGCGAGUUUCCUUGAACUUUCUUCUCCUUGUUCCGACAGUGCUGGAGUUCAGUACUUGGGUCGUUCCCCCGCUGCAGCUCCGAGCCUGACCACCUCCCGACCGUACAAACGAGAGUUCACUCGCUACAUUGGGCGACACCCAUUUGCACCCUCUUGCUCUGUUCGUAGCGUCGAUGGCGGUUCAUCUGAGAAAGCUCGCUGCCUUGGGUGCUUCAAGUUCGGUCGCCCACCUUCUUCCCAAGCCGAAGCGCCCGGAAAAAUUGAAUCUUUUGGCUGCGUUCGCUGUGGGUAGCGUUCGGGGCGUGUCCACAUGUUCGGCGGAUGCGAGUGCUUCCAGAUUAGACGGUGGUAACGGGACAAAUUACCAGGAAUUUCUGAGAUGUCCAAACGGAGGUGGAACUUUCCAUGAGUCUGCUUGCAUUGAUCCAACUGCACUCAUUGAAGUGGGUGCUGUUGUACAUCCAAAAGCAGUGCUGGGUGCACAUGUACAUGUGGGAUCAGGAACAGUUAUUGGACCUGCCGUUACGGUUGGCCCGUCAACAAAGAUUGGGUACAAUGUUUCACUGGGUAACUGUACUGUUGGUGGAUCAUGCAUAAUCCACAAUGGAGCCUGCAUUGGUCAAGAUGGAUUUGGAUUUCUUGUGGAUGAGUCUGGAAACAUGUUGAAGAAGCCUCAAAUGCUGAAUGCUAGGAUAGGGGAUAAUGUGGAGAUUGGUGCAAAUACAUGUAUUGAUAGAGGCAGUUGGAGAGACACAGUCAUUGGCGAUUGGUCAAAGAUAGAUAAUUUAGUUCAGAUUGGUCACAAUGCAGUUAUUGGGAAAAGUUGCAUACUCUGUGGCCAAGUUGGAAUUGCUGGUUCAGUAACUUUCGGAGAUUAUGUGACUCUAGGUGGAAGGGCAGCUGUUCGCGAUCACGUCUCUAUUACAUCAAAGGUGCGUCUGGCUGCAAACAGCUGUGUCACCAAGGACAUAAAAGAGCCAGGGGAUUAUGGUGGCUUCCCGGCUGUGCCAAUAGGUAUCUGGAGGAGACAAGUUGUUGCCCGUGGUAGGUCUUGAAGGAGAGGUGUUCCAUGGAGUUUGCUAAUGAUAUAAGAUUCCAGAUGUUUUAACAUCGUGCUUCCGAUGCGGAAAAGAUCAUGCCAAGGUGGGGUCUGCUCUGUCCCCUACUGGCCUAAAAAAAGAAGUUACAGGAGCAUUGUUUAGCACAUUGUCUUGUUAGGAACAUAUUCUUUCUUUGGUGGCGAACGGCGGUCAGGUAUGAAACUUCCUGAUUGUAGGUCCGCACGUCCUGCUGUUUGCUUUAGUGCUGUCUUAAGUUUUUAAUCUCUAGGGGCCAAUGCUUAUUUUUAUCGGUUGGUUGUUGCACAA
Eucalyptus grandis is the source of this 1397-nucleotide messenger RNA. Its product is annotated as probable UDP-3-O-acylglucosamine N-acyltransferase 2, mitochondrial. The record is from RefSeq and is a predicted model, not a curated record. The transcript is spliced from 10 exons. Gene Ontology annotation, biological process: lipid A biosynthetic process. Bases 204 to 1085 code for a protein of 293 amino acids. Lineage: Eukaryota; Viridiplantae; Streptophyta; Magnoliopsida; Myrtales; Myrtaceae.